UCGUCAAAACUUAUUCUGACAAUGUGGUUACAUUCCCAUUUGUCAAAAGUAAAAUGAUUAAAAGUGCUGCGAUACUAGAACAAUUGAAAAUAGUAGAGAUUGAAAAUUUUCGGUAGCAGUGUUAUUUUCUUAACAUUUUUUAACUAAACACAAAAAAAGAGUGAUUUACAACAGUUAUGCGUUCAUCAAUUGUUUACAUUAUUUUCUGAACAAUGUUUACAUUAUUUCUACGAAACUUGUGAUAUUGUGUGUCUGCAUUAUCAAUUUAUAGAAAAUCAAAUUUUUGACACGCAGGUAAUUAAAUUAAUUAGGAAGGAAAAAUUAUUGUUUCUAAGCUAUUUAUUUGUUAUUUAAAAAAGAAGACACAUUUUAGUUAUAUUGACAAUGGAAACAAAUGAAAGACUUUUGAAUGGAGACGAAAGGGAAACAAUUCAAUUAAAGUGCAAUUUUCAUUAUGUUUGUUCGGCACCAGGGUUAAUACAAAUAGUAGAAUUGAUGUUACCGCCCUUGGGAUUUUUAUUUAUUACGAUACAAAUAUUGGACUCUUCUUUAAUUGAACUUUCAAAUAGAUGGAUAAUUAUUCAACUAUUUUUGAUUUUGUUAAGACUGAUACCAUUCUUGUUAUUUGAGGCUCAAGCAACGUAUUAUUUGCGCGCACUCUUGUUGUAUGAAUUAUGUAUGACUGUCGGAAUUUUAGCGUGCUACGUAGUGGCGAUUCCCUUUAUAUUCUCUAAAGAUGAACCUCGCGCGAUUAAUAUGAUGGUCUUUAUUACCUGCGGUAUCAUAAUUAAUGCAGCGCAUAUAGCUUGGAUUCUCUUUCGAAUAGUUAAUAAAAAUUCUCAUAAUUGGUAAUAUUCCAAUUUCCAAAUGUCACGUCGCACUUUACCGUUGUAUUAUAUUUAUAUUUUAUAACAUUGUAACUGCAAUAUUGUUACUCUAGAUUAUCAAUUUUUUGGUUUAUGUAUAUGCGUAUUAAAAAUUGUAUGUUUUUUAA
Leptopilina heterotoma is the source of this 994-nucleotide messenger RNA. RefSeq lists its product as uncharacterized. Lineage: Eukaryota; Metazoa; Arthropoda; Insecta; Hymenoptera; Figitidae. The transcript has 5 exons. Bases 385 to 852 code for a protein of 155 amino acids. The record is from RefSeq and is a predicted model, not a curated record.